AUAUUCAAGAUCCACUGCAAACUACCAGUCAGUACCUCAUCCGGCAAGUAGAAACUACCAUAGAUGAAGAGACAUUGCCUGGAAAGUUACCAGAGACCCCUCUUAGGAUAGAGCCUCCAUCUUCUUACAAGGUGAUGUGCCAGUGGGUGGAAGACUUGAGAAAAGCGUUGUGCAGAUUCUGGUUUCGAUCUUUACCCAUCUUCUUCAGUUUGAUGGAAGUCAUUGUAGUUGGAGUUGUUGGAGCAGCUCUUAUUCUUAAAGUCUUAAAGGUGAUGUUCCCUUCCUGUGAAAACAAAGGCAUCCUUCUCCUGGAUCAAGUCAGCUUUGUACCUGUGAUUACCAUCAGCUUGCCUUCAGAUCUUCCAGACAGGAAAAAUAAUAUAGAUGAGAAAGCAUGUACUUAA
Molecule: messenger RNA, 404 nt
Organism: Balearica regulorum gibbericeps (East African grey crowned-crane)
Lineage: Eukaryota; Metazoa; Chordata; Aves; Gruiformes; Gruidae
Source: RefSeq, a predicted model, not a curated record